UGGUGCUUAAAUGGGAUAGUAUGGGAAGGUCUAACUGGUGUUUCUAUGUCAUUAUAUAAAUCUUGGGCACAGAACAUGAAGCCCAGUGACAUUACAUUGGAUAAAGCUUUGGAGCUGUUGUCAAGUAAAGAUGUGAAGAGAUGUGGUCGACCAAAGGGAAAACCGAAGCUUGAAGAAGCCAUUGAGGCGAUGUAG
This is a messenger RNA of Ilex paraguariensis (yerba mate), 195 nucleotides long. NCBI's taxonomy places the organism in Eukaryota, Viridiplantae, Streptophyta, Magnoliopsida, Aquifoliales, Aquifoliaceae. The record is from the annotation of a GenBank genome assembly.